UUCGACUCAGAAAAUUUGGGUUUGCAGGUGUUAGUCGUUUUUCCUCUCUAAAAAUUACUUUAAUUAGGUAUUAAUAGUUAGUAGAGACCUUAAAUCUUAAAAACCAGUGCAAUGAACGACAACGAAAAAGAAGAGGCUGCAAAUUUGAAAGAGGAGUUUGAAUGGGUUCUUCGUGAGGAAGUUCACGCUAUAUUACAUCAGCUCCAUUCAGUAUUAGUGGAAUGUGCACAUAGAUUUCCUGUUCCGCUGUAUGGAAAUGAGGGGCAAAAACAGGACAAAUUCAUAUUAACAUCUCAACCUGAACAACUGAAAUGUAUUGUUACUCUCACAGGUGAUAGUAUCACACAUGCAGAUAUCAGUUUCAAGGUUUUAAGACAGAUGCACACUAUAUGCCGGACUUCUAUUAACCAAGAUGGUCCUUGGAAACUACAACAGAUCCAGGAUGCAGCCAAUCACCUGCAGCAGGCUAUUGGUUACAUCGACAAUGUUGAUAAACACUAUGUAUUCAGAUCAUCAGAGGAAGUACUGCACAUAAUCAAUGUUUAAAUUGGCUCUCUUCAGAGAGCACGCACUGCUGUGGUACUGCCCAAGAAAAAAACAAUUGAUGAGCUUAUGAAAAGUAGAAAUAUGAAGGCUCUCUCACCGAACCUACCAGAAGACUUAGCGAUAUCAUUUUAUAUACAAUCCCAUAAGCUGAUCUUUGUCGCAUACCAGCUAAGUUCAGUUCAUGGUACUAUGAGAAUUGACUCCUGCCAAGCGGACUGUGCUGUGCCAUGGCUUAGUGACGUUCUAUUCAUGCUAACAGCAGCCUUGCAUAUGUGUCAACAGUUAAAAGAUAAGCUGUGCGUGUUCUCUCAAUAUAAGGAUUUCACAGUUGGAUCCAGAUCUGCCUCUAUGGUGUUAAACUAAUCAUCCAAUUUCCUAGCCUAGCUUAAAUACACUUUGUCAACAUAGUUACGAGUAAUUAGUUACAUAAUUACGUGUUAAUUACAGUCCAUUCUCGUUACGUCCGCAUUAAACAAUGGUGGAGUGUAAAUUGUAAUACAAAGUGUUUCAGAAUAGUUUCAUGCGCGAUGUAAUUUUAGAUUUUUAUAUACUUAAUCUAUUUUCUUUAGCUGGAUUAAAAAGUAAAGAAAUAGCAAUAAAAUGUUCAGAGAAAGCAGUACGAGAAACUCGUAAGCGACGCGAUUUACCCAGUGCUUUAGUCGGUCUAACGUUUCACAUAACAAGUGAAAAUUUAGACAGAGGCAUACGAUACUAUUAAGUUCUCUGUGCUGUAUCGCGGCUUACCUGUGGACAGAGCUCACUAGUACAUACUUAUCGCUAUCCCACUUCGACAACUGAGCGAGUGUGAGACCGAUAGUGCGAUAGCGAUAAGUAGGUAUUUUCUUCAAGUAGCUAUUAAGAGCGCUCGAUCCAUCUUUAAUACAUUCGUGUUCGCAGUAAUAGGGUGUCGCUUACGCAUUUCUGCGUGAAACCACUUGUUUACGUUUUGUCAGCAAAUAAAAAAUAAUAUAGAAAUAUAGAUGUAUUCAAAUAUUUGUUUAAAAAACAUUAACAUAGGUAACGUUGAUUUUAAUUUUCCAAUUAUUUUAUGAUUGUUUACAUAGUUCGAAUAAAGUAAUGAACAAAAUACUCUAAUUUUAGUCUUUCUUUACCUAUCGUUAGUCGUUAGUUGAAUAUAUUUUGUAGAUUUUCCACAUAAGGAAGCGGGUAUUGGUUAGUAGUAAUUUAUGUAACUGGAAACAAUAACAUAGAAAUCUCUGCUUAUUAUUCGUGCCAUUGAAUGACGCAAAACGCAAUGGACGCAAACGGCAUUGGACUGUAUAUCUUACAUAAUAUUUUACUAUUAUAUUUCAAAAAAAAUCUGUUUUAACGAAGGGCAGUGUUUCUAUUUAUAUUUCAGUAGGUAGUACAAAAAUUUUAUAACUAUUUAUCCCUCUCGUAAUCAUUAUUUCACAUCGUAUUUUACUAUUAGAUAAAAGUUAUGAUUGUUUAAAUAUAUAUUAUGGCUAAUUCUGUAGUAGUUACAUAAUCUCUAAACUAAAUGUGUCUAAAUAAAUUGCUAUCCCUUUCUUAAUGCUCCCUAAGGAAAAGGAUAUUUUAGCGUUUAAAUUAUUGUGAGUGUUUUCCAUUAUAAUAUAACUAAAUAGCUAACUCACGUGAUUUAUGGAAGUAAACUCGACUAGUUUCGGACCCCGGACGGGUUCGAAAGGGUUCGUGAGUCUAGUCAUUAAGUUAGUUAUAUUUACAAAGAAUAGGACUAGUUUAGACUUGUUAAUUUAGUUUAGAGAGUGUGUACAACAGAAUUGGUCACAUUAUAUUAUGUAUUAAGCUGAAUUCUCCUAUUGAAUUGUGAAUUGAAAGGGUUUGGUUCAAAGGGAAGGUUAGGGAUACCAGCAAACAGUACGCUACUACGGCGGAAAUGGGUUAGCACGGAAGUUGUAAUUAUCACAUUGAACCCUAAAAACCCUAAAAACAUACGAUAUAUUAGAGGAGAAUUCAUCUUAAUGUUCGAGUGGUAGUUAAUUUAUUUGCUUACAUGAUUUUCCCUAUCUUUAGUAAAGAUACAAAAUAAAUAAAAACUAUGUUGAUAAGUGUAAAAAAAAAACAAACGUGUUUGUUUGUAAAAAGUUAUCGUGUCCAUUGUUGAUAUUCUUGUUGACUUUGUUGUAAUAUUUGUACCAUAAUGUAUAUUAUAGGACCUUAUCGUAUAGGUGAUAAAUGGUGUGGGGUGGUAGCCUAAAUAAAUUACGUAUUAUCAUAUAAGAAAUAAAAAUAAAACUUAUUUAAGCUACCACUACAUUUAGGUAUACUUGUGUAAAACUCCGAUGUAUUUUCGAUACGUAAUGAUAAUGAAUUAGAUUUUGAAUACAAUGUCAGCCUUGAUUGUAUUUGGAACUGUUAUGUUCUGUGCAUGUGUAACUAAAAUGCAUUUUGAAAAGUAAACCAUUAUUUGUUUAUAGUUUAUAUAUGCAUUAAUUUUAUGCUAGUUAGACAAUUAUUUUUGCUGUAUCAAUGUUGCUCAUUUUCUUAUACACAAUGUCUAAACUUAACUAAAUUGACAGGUCUAAAUCUAGUACUAUCUCUUUCAUAACGCUUCCUGUGGAAAAGGAUAGCACUAGAUUAAGAAAACUUAAGACACUGUUAAAACGAGACAGUGUUACACCACUGGCAUAAAUCUGUCUUGUUUUAACUGAAACUUAAGUGUAAGCAAAGUUAAGGUGCACUCUAUAGAUUUCAACCUUAGACCUGUCAACUUAGUUUAGGAAUUUGUGUACCACUGAAUAAGCACCAUUGAACUUUUGAACUUUGAAUAGGUAUGCAUUUUAUUAAAUAUCAAAGAUCUGAAUAUAUUGUAUAUUGAGCUACGUUUAUACUUAGUUGGCAACUCAUUUCACGUAUACUAUACGUACAUAUAACGUACCGCGAAUCUGACUAUAUUAUAUUACCAAAUACAUAAUAUUAUGUGCUUUAAGACUUAUAUGAAUAAUCUUAUUCAGUCUUCUUUGGUGCUUGUUGUCACAAAAUAUUGUUAUGUACUUCAGAUAAGUAUGUAUCCAAACUGUAUGCAAACUGUAUAUUCGUACGUAUAUUUACAAUAUAUUAUAAAAUGUAAAUACACCAUUUUAGUGCUAAUUUCGUAUUAAAGUUUGAUAUAUUUUAUGCUGCAGCUCAGACGCAGCUAUUGUUUCGUGUCGAAAGUAUUUUUUUUUCAUUGUUGCUUCAAUAUAAAAAGUUAUAAUCUCUGACAAUGUAUGUUGAUAUGUCAGAAUUGACAAAUUAAAAAUUGUAGUCCAGUAAACACAUUUUGAUACUUGUAUUUUUAUCAAGUCCUUCUUCUGGAGUGAGCGUAGAUUAAUAUAUUCAAAAUCUUAAAUAUAUAAAUAUUUGCUAUAUUCUUCAAAACGGUUGAAACAAAUGGUUGAAAUUGAUUAAGUAUAUUAAAAUCGACAGCUAAGUAGCAGCAGUUUUCUUGGGGAAAUUAUAUUUUUAUGCAAGAGAAUGAAAAUUGAAAUCAUUUAAUAAACAGAUUUUUUUAUUUGACUUAACCCCUUUCGCCCUUGUCAUUUUAUAAAUAUUUUAUUUAUGUUAGAUAUCCUUCCAAUCAUGUUCUGUAAUUUUUAAACUUUAAUAUUUUUGUUAUCUGUAACAAACCUUUGUUCCUCGCUGUAAUAAAAAUAAUUAAUAUCACAAAUCUCAAGGGAAUGAUAAUGCAUUUUUUAUAAUAAUAAUGUGGCGCAUAAAAAUGUGAUAAUAUUUUGUAAGUGAUAUUAAAUUAUUAAUUAAUUGAUCUAAUUGGAUAUUGUUUAUUCUAUUGUAUUUAAUCUGUUGACUAAAAUGACACGUCUUUUAGUGCUAUCCUUGUCACUAUUUUCGCUGCAAAAAAGGAUAGCAUUACAUUAUUUAUCAGAGUUGUCAAUUUAGUUCAGAGAUUUUGUACAGUCCGACAAGGAUCUUUUGGUACUUGAAUGACAUUAAAAGGAGGGCGUAGUUGUAAAACAAAAGCUGCCAGCAAAUAAAAUCUCAAGUUUAGGGAAUAUGUUGAAAAUGUCAAUGUUGAAAAUCGAGUAAGUUUUGUCUAAUUUUAACUGAAAGAGAAAUCGGGAAAGCCCUCUAAUUCCACAUUGUUAAAGAAUCAUAAAAACCAUUGAUAGGCCAUGGACUUGCAGCCUAUCAUGUUUAGGUGCUCACAUACUAUAUUUACCUAUUGCUAAAUAUAGCUAUCAUGAUAUAUCGUGAGGGUAUAUUGUAUAUGGAAUGGCUGGAAUAUUUAAAAAAAAAUACUGAAUUUUCAGUUUUUUUACUUAGCAACACCACGUACAAGGGACAGUGUGGCACUUAACAAAAAGUGCGGGUCUUCUCCGUUUGGUCGGAACGGCAUAGCGGGGGUACGGGCCUCGAGGCAUGGCCUCCUUACCCGGGUGAUGGCAUGGCGGUGUGAGUUCCGAUUUUGGCCACGCGCCAAAAAAGCCUUGUCGCACUGUACAACCGGUAUCAAGAUCAUUGUAUAAUCCAUGCAUACUAAUUUGUUACAAUAACGUGUAAUCCCACGUUAGAACUUACUGCAUUUGUUUUUUUUUGUUAUUAAUUAAUCUUAGAUCCACAAUAGUUUAAUCGGAUAAUUUUAACGAAGGAAUUGGAUAAUUUUAAUGAUAUAAUAACGUACUUGAUAUUGUAUAUUAUGCACCCAGCGAUGUAAAUGUAAAAUCCAUGUCUUUGUAUGCACCUAAUAAUAUUUUGAAUUAUUCGAGCACCUUCUAAAUUAAAUCUCUAGUAAUAAACAUGGCUUAUGAAUUUUAUUGUGUGCAUAAUCGUUUUUAUCUCAAAUUUUAUUUAUUUACUAUAAUUUGUAUUAAUAUUAUUUACUUGACACGUUUGACAAUAAAAUAAUUAUGUAGUAUUACUAAAUUAAGUAGUGUAAAAAUAUAAUAUUACUGCAUAACAGUUCUUGUGGUCGUGUUGUAUUUCAAUAAAUUGAAAUGCUGUUA
Messenger RNA from Maniola jurtina (meadow brown), 5492 nucleotides. It is a transcript of the gene rogdi, whose product is annotated as protein rogdi. Gene Ontology annotation, cellular component: RAVE complex. NCBI's taxonomy places the organism in Eukaryota, Metazoa, Arthropoda, Insecta, Lepidoptera, Nymphalidae. The record is from RefSeq and is a predicted model, not a curated record.